Molecule: messenger RNA, 4419 nt
Organism: Vitis riparia (riverbank grape)
Lineage: Eukaryota; Viridiplantae; Streptophyta; Magnoliopsida; Vitales; Vitaceae
Product: phytosulfokine receptor 2
Exons: 1
Coding region: 989-4150 (1053 amino acids)
Biological process (GO): protein phosphorylation
Molecular function (GO): receptor serine/threonine kinase binding; protein kinase activity; ATP binding
Source: RefSeq, a predicted model, not a curated record
UUUAAAAUUUCUAGGGAGAGAGAGAGAGAAAGAGAGGAGGAGUUUGGUUUGGUUUGAAAUUGUGGGAUGACCCAGUUGUGGAAAAGUGGCUGGCUGCUGGCUGCUACCUGCUACUUGAUGUUGGCUUCAUAGGGGGCUGUUGCUUCACUUGCAAGUGAUGGGUACUGAAAUGGGAUGUAUCUCUGGGGGUGUUCAUUGUAAGGCUUUGGUACACAGGUCUAGACUAGAAAAGUUGGUUGCUUUCUUUUCUGCGCUCCUGCUACUCUUCUUUGCUGAUCUUUGAUCUGGGGAUUUGGUGUCAGUUGGCGUUCCUCAUUGGGUCUUACUGGUAAUUGUUGCUUUACUUGCAAGUUGGGGGUGUUGGUGUUUGUGGUCUCUGAGGUGUUAUUGGGAUGUGGGCUUGAAGUUUCUUCAUAUGGUUAUCUUCUUCCCCCUUUUUUUUAAUAAUAUUUAAUGUAUCUUGUUUUCCACUCGGGGAUGUGGUAGUUCACCAAUAUCAUAUUGUACUUGAGACUAGGGUUCUGGGUUUUAUGACUUUGGGGUUAUGGUGGGGACUAGGGAUCUAUGCUGGUCUUACCGGUGAUUGUUGCUUCACAUGCAAGUUGUUGUUGAUAGUUGGGUUUUUUAUUUGGUUAUGGGUUGAGUUUCUCCAUUUGGGUUUUCUUCACUCUUUCUACAAGAGGCAGUCCCUGUUCACUGCAACUAGGGUUUUGAGUUUCCUUGAUUUGUGGUCUAGGGAUUUGAUUUCAGGUGGGAGUUGGUAAUCACAGUUGAUCUGACGUUUGAUAGCUGCUUCACUUGGAACUUGUUGGUUGGGUCUCUUUUGUGGGAGGUGUUUUGGUUUUAGGAUGUGAGUAUGCAAGUUUCACCAUUUGUGUUUCUUCUCACUUCUGAAAAGCAGUGCAUGCCCAUUACCCAUCAGGUUGAACUCAGUUUAUAGGGGUGUCUUGGCCUUGAUUUGAGUUGGGCAUCUCCUUUGAUUUCUGCAAUGGUGAUGCUGGAAUUCACUCCAAUGACUUUCCUCAAGUGGGCAUUGUUGGCUUGUCUUGUUUGUUCCUCUUUAAGCCUUCAAAUUCCAAACCUAACCCAAUCCUGUGAUCCAAAUGAUUUGCGUGCACUGAAGGAAUUUGCAGGAAACCUCACCAAUGGGUCAAUUUUCUUCCUUUGGUCCAAUGAUUCUCACUGCUGUAGAUGGGAUGGUGUUGGUUGUGAGGAUUCUAAUAAUGGGUCGGUUGCUAGUAGAGUCACUAGCUUGAUUCUGCCCCACAAAGGCCUCAAAGGAGUGAAUUUAACAGCUUUGGGUCGUUUAGAUCAUCUGAAAUUCCUUGAUCUUUCAAGCAAUCAACUAGAUGGUGAAUUACCCAUGGAGCUCUCAAAUCUGCAUCAGCUGGAAGUUCUUGAUUUGAGCUACAACAAGCUCCUGGGACCAGUUUCAAGAUCCCUUCUUGGCUUGAAAUCUAUAAAGUCACUCAAUAUUUCAAGCAAUUUAUUCAGUGGGGAUUUCUUGGGAGUUGGAGGGUUUCUGAAUCUUGUUGUGUUCAACAUAAGCAACAAUUUCUUCAAUGGCAGUAUCAGUUCUCAGUUUUGCAGUUCUUCUAAUGCAAUUCAGAUGAUUGAUUUGUCAAUGAACCAUUUCACAGGGGGGCUUGAAGGCUUAGGCAACUGCAGCUUUACAUCUCUCCAGAACCUGCAUGUGGAUUACAAUUCUCUUUCAGGCCAGCUUCCAGAGUUUUUGUUUUCAUUGCCAUCUUUGGAGCAGCUCUCGAUCCCCGGCAACAAUUUCUCCGGCCAUUUAAGCAGAAAAUUGAGUAAGCUCCACAGCCUUAAAGCCUUGGUUAUAUUUGGAAACCGAUUCAGGGGUCCAAUUCCGAAUGUAUUUGGGAACCUUACACAACUGGAAAUAUUAAUUGCACACUCAAAUUCAUUCUAUGGGGUGCUGCCUUCAACCUUGGCUUUGUGCUCAAAGCUUCGAGUGCUUGAUCUUCGAAACAAUUCCCUAACAGGUCGUAUUGACCUUAAUUUCACUGGGUUGCCACAUCUCUUUGCGCUUGAUCUUGCCACAAAUCAUUUUUCUGGUUUCCUGCCAAACACACUCUCUAGUUGCAGGGAAUUGAAACUCUUGAGCCUUGCUAAGAAUGAUUUACGAGGCCCGGUCCCUGAAAGUUUUGCAAACCUCAAAUACCUUUCGGUUCUCACGUUGUCGAACAACAGUUUUGUGAACUUGACUGAGGCAUUAUCUGUACUGCAGCAGUGCAAAAAUCUUACCACUCUUAUCCUUACUAAGAAUUUCCAUGGAGAAGAAAUUCCCAAGAAUGUGAAGGGGUUUGAGAGCUUAAUGAUUUUCGCACUUGGGUAUUGUGCACUUCGUGGCCAAAUCCCAUAUUGGUUAUUGAAUUGCAAGAAGUUGCAAGUCCUUGAUUUGUCGUGGAAUCACUUGGAUGGGAGUAUCCCUCCUUGGAUUGGUGAAAUGGAGAAUUUGUUUUACUUGGACUUCUCUAAUAACUCGCUCACAGGACGAAUACCGAAAAGCUUGACAGAGCUGAAGAGCCUUAUCUUCACAAAAUGUAACUCGUCAAAUAUUACUACUUCUGCAGGCAUUCCACUAUAUGUGAAGCGAAACCAGAGUGCAAAUGGUUUGCAAUACAACCAGGUCUCAAGUUUCCCUCCAUCAAUAUUCCUGAGCAAUAACAGAAUUAAUGGGACAAUUUGGCCUGAAAUUGGGAAACUUAAACAGCUCCACGUCUUAGAUUUGAGCAGAAACAACAUUACAGGUACCAUCCCUGACUCCAUUUCGAACAUGGCAAAUUUGGAAGUUCUGGAUUUAUCAUGCAAUGACCUGCGUGGGGAGAUCCCUUCAUCAUUGAACAAGCUCACUUUCCUAUCAAAGUUCAGUGUGGCUGACAAUCAGUUGCGUGGAAUGAUUCCCACUGGGGGGCAGUUCCUGAGCUUUCCCAACUCGAGCUUUGAGGGUAACCCUGGCCUCUGUGGCGAAGUGUUUAUUCCUUGUGACACUGAUGAUACUAUGGACCCGAAACCAGAGAUCAGAGCAAGUUCGAAUGGUAAAUUUGGUCAAGGCAGUAUCUUUGGAAUAACAAUCAGUGUAGGAGUUGGGAUUGCUUUACUUCUGGCAGUUGUUUGGCUUAGAAUGUCAAGGAGAGAUGUGGGGGAUCCAAUCGUUGAUCUGGAUGAGGAAAUCAGCCGGCCACACAGGCUAUCUGAAGUGCUUGGGUCUUCAAAGCUGGUCCUGUUUCAGAAUUCAGGUUGCAAGGAUCUCUCAGUAGCAGACUUGUUGAAGUCAACAAACAAUUUCAACCAAGCAAAUAUAAUUGGUUGUGGUGGAUUUGGUCUGGUUUACAAAGCCAACCUUCCUGAUGGCACAAGGGCUGCAAUCAAGAGGCUUUCUGGGGAUUGCGGGCAGAUGGAGCGCGAGUUUCGAGCUGAAGUGGAAGCCCUCUCAAGAGCUCAGCAUAAGAAUCUUGUUUCUCUUCAAGGCUAUUGCCGGCAUGGUAAUGAUAGAUUGUUAAUUUACUCCUACAUGGAGAAUGGAAGCUUGGACUAUUGGCUGCAUGAAAGAGUUGAUGGAGGUUCAUUUCUUACAUGGGACACAAGACUCAAGAUUGCUCAAGGAGCAGGUCGGGGAUUAGCUUACUUGCACAAGGUUUGUGAGCCAAGUGUAGUUCAUCGAGACAUUAAAUCUAGCAACAUUCUUUUGGAUGAAACAUUUGAAGCUCAUUUAGCAGAUUUUGGUCUCUCAAGGCUACUUCGGCCUUAUGAUACUCAUGUAACAACGGAUUUGGUUGGGACUUUGGGUUAUAUUCCUCCUGAAUAUAGUCAGACAUUAACAGCAACCUUCAAAGGUGAUGUUUACAGCUUUGGUGUUGUUCUUCUCGAGCUUCUUACUGGUAGGAGGCCUGUGGAAGUAUGCAAAGGAAAAAAUUGUAGGGACUUGGUGUCAUGGGUGUUUCAGAUGAAAUCAGAGAAGAAAGAGGAGCAGAUUAUGGAUUCAUCGGUUUGGGAUAAGGAUCGUGAGAAGCAGUUCUUAGAAGUGCUUGGUAUUGCCUGUAGAUGUAUAGACCAAGAUCCAAGGCAGAGACCCUCAAUCGAUCAAGUUGUCUCAUGGCUUGAUGCUGUUGGAAAGGAGGGCGUGUAACAGCAAAUUUCAUUUCUGUGUUUUCCUCUUCUGGAGCUCAGCUUCCUUUGGGAUUUACAUCAUGUAUAACUGUAAAGCAACAGGAUUUAAAGUUUCUAUGAGUUUGGGGGGCAUUUCUUUAUAAACAAUCCUUUGGUACUGUAUACUGACAGGCUUGAACUUUGUAUACCUAGGCCAGUUUGGCCAUUUCUUCCACCUAAAAUGACCAUUAUAGAUUGUCUAAAUUUCUUAUAAAAUCUUCAUCAAUUGGGGGCAUUUUCAAUGUCUUG